GACUCUUUCCAUCUACCGAUACAUAUCGGCAGCUUUCUCUUGUCAUUCAUUGUGAUUGAGGGGAUUUGAUGAUUAACACAGGAGAAUGGCACGCGCCAGACUUUCGUUGCAGGACACAUAAUGCACCAUUUCAAACAAUCCUCAAUUAAACCCAAUGUUGCGAAUGCCCAAUACUAUUCAAUUAAUUAAUCAAGUUCAAAGCAUGAAUGUUAACGAUGGGUGGCGUGCUCCGUACCUAGGUUGAGACGUUCCAUACCUGUGUGGCGCAACAAUGUGGCUGCACGCGGUGUGGCAUCAAUUUACUCCACUUGAAAGAGGGGCGACUGGGAAUUUGACCUAAAAUGGAAAUCUGCACACUUUGAGGCAGGAGUUUGCGAUCAACAACUGGCAAAGUCAUGAGAUAUGUUGUUAUUAACAGUGACUAUAUAAGCUCCAUGGUUUCGCUUCAGCGCUUUAGUCGUGUAAUGUGACACGAUUUUUCAACGCACAAUCCGACUAACGCAUAUUACUACCUCCCACUAUCUUUCAUUUAACGAUGGCGUUCUCGGUUGCAUCAUCAUACGACAAGCUUCGAUUACUCCUUGAUGAUGCCUCGAAUGAUGCUUUGCCCGCACCCAAUGCCAUCGCGGUAGCCACUCAAUCCCUCGCCACAAGUCUCCCUGCGAUUGGGCUCGGGGAGGAAGCUACUGCAGCACAUCUUCUUUCAGAUAUAACUCCUGGCUUCAAUGGCCCCAAGACUUCAUCUAACUAUUAUGGAUUCGUCACUGGUGGUGUCUUCCCGAUUGCAGAAGUCGCUGACAAUAUUGUCACCGCCUUUGAUCAAAAUGUUCAAGUGCAUUUACCAGAUCAAAGCGUCAGCACCGCUCUCGAGGACAAGGCCUUGGGGAUGCUUGCAGAUCUGUUGAAUCUUGGAGAUGAAUGGAAUGGGAGAACUUUCACUACCGGCGCUACUGGGGCAAACACUCUUGGGCUGGCAUGUGGACGGGAAGCUAUAAUUUCUCGACGGCUCGAAAACAGAGGAGAGAGCAGAGGCGUUGGAGAAUUAGGGCUAAUUAUGGCCUGUAAUAGAGCUGGGAUCACGGAGAUUCAGGUCUUGACUGCCAUGGCUCAUAGUUCUAUAUACAAAUCUGCAAGUAUUGUUGGGCUUGGACGAGUUUGUGUUAAGGAUAUUGGGACCAGUCUGUCCGAGCCAUGGAAGAUUGACAUGGUUCUAUUACAACAAGAGUUGGCCAAAGAGAAAGAUGGAGUGGCUAGCAUCGUUUCUUUGAGUGCUGGAGAGGUCAAUACCGGAAGAUUUGCAACUGAUGGAAGGCACGAGAUGCAAAAAGUCCGUGAACUCUGCGACCGCUAUGGCGCCUGGCUACAUGUCGAUGGAGCUUUCGGGAUUUUUGCUCAGAGCCUUCCAGAUACUUCAGAAUUUGCAUCUCUGAGAGAAGUAUCCGCUGGUAUUCAGCUAGCUGAUUCAAUAGCAGGAGAUGGCCAUAAAAUGCUUAACGUGCCUUAUGAUUGUGGCUUUUUCUUCACAAGGACGGUGUCAAUACUGUCAUCUGUAUUUCAAAAUCCGAAUGCAGCAUAUCUCUCAUCUGGACCAUCAAGCAUUCCAUCACCUCUGAAUAUUGGUCUUGAGAACUCGCGCCGUUUCAGAGCUCUGCCAGUCUACGCCGUACUACUGGCGUACGGUCGUGAAGGCUUGAGUCAGAUGUUUGCUCGUCAAGUCAGAUUAGCAAGGGGAAUUUCAAAGUUUUUGGAUGCACAUGUAGGGUACGAACUGCUCGCCAAAAGCAAGUUUGGAAAUGAAAGUGUGAUUGAGAAUGCUCACAUCAUCGUUAUAUUCCGAGCUAAAGAUGACAGCACUAACAAUGAAUUGGUUAAGAGGAUUAAUGCAACCAGAAAAAUGUAUGUGUCAGGAACUAAAUGGGAAGAAAGAUCAGCCUGCAGAUUCGCAGUUAGCACGUGGAAAGUCGAUGUGGAAAGGGAUCUACAGCUGAUCCAAAAUAUCCUAGAUGACGUCCUUCAAGCUCAACAUUAAUAGCAUGAAUGAACCUCCCUUGUACCUCUUAACUUCAUAAUGGCUGUUGAAAUCCUGCGAGAGCCUACUCCUUCCUAGAACAAUAUCAAACAUCACUCACAGAUCUGCAAUAUGGGAAAUGGAGUCGCCUAUUGUAUUAUACCAGCUCGACCAGUAUCAUAAAGUAGGUUAUGAGUUUCGUGCUAGAUGGACCAUCGUAAAUUACUAUCCGAAAUCAUGUCAGGCAACGCGGCUAUCUCAUCUUAAUCUACGAAUAAGAUAAGUAAACUGCGGUUGCAUCUAUCUCAAGAAACGGAUCUAUGGUAUUUGGCUGCUUUGAAAGAAUUGUUGUCUUUAUUCAAAAAAGAGCAAUGGACUAUUUAUCUGUACGAAUUUUGCGACUGACGUUUGGUUUCUCAUCGAAUCUCAAAUUGCUAAAAUCGAACAA
This is a messenger RNA of Botrytis byssoidea, 2456 nucleotides long. RefSeq lists its product as uncharacterized. Gene Ontology annotation, molecular function: pyridoxal phosphate binding; carbon-carbon lyase activity. The record is from RefSeq and is a predicted model, not a curated record. Gene Ontology annotation, biological process: carboxylic acid metabolic process. Bases 536 to 2029 code for a protein of 497 amino acids. The transcript has 4 exons. Lineage: Eukaryota; Fungi; Ascomycota; Leotiomycetes; Helotiales; Sclerotiniaceae.